This is a messenger RNA of Lipotes vexillifer (Yangtze River dolphin), 258 nucleotides long. RefSeq lists its product as uncharacterized. The record is from RefSeq and is a predicted model, not a curated record. Lineage: Eukaryota; Metazoa; Chordata; Mammalia; Artiodactyla; Lipotidae. The transcript is spliced from 2 exons.
AUGAAGCUCUAUCAGGCAGCUGUUGGAGUAAUCCACAGUGAUCAGACCAGAGUGAAAUGGGACUCUGAUAUUUGUGUGAUGUCUGCUAUACAGGGAGGAAAAGGAAGGGCAAGGAUGAUAUAAAAAGGGAGAGGGCCAGGCAUAAGACACCCAGCUGGGCAGCCAGGAGGACUCAGGGACCAUAAAAAUAAGCAUCUGGCCUUUAUAAAGCAGCAAAUAUACUUGGAUCUGCCCAACUCCAGAGCCACCACUGAGUGA